UGAUAUUUCUACAAUGAAGUUAAUCUUACUGUAGUAGUUCAUAGCGCUGCAAUCGUCGAAAAUCGAAAUGUCAAAAUCGUAAGAGGCCUUACGAAGAAAAAGCGGACAAAUGCGUCCACAUAACCACAAUAAACAAAUACUGUGCUCGGCUGUUAUACAUACAAAUCCAACGAUUUUCAACCAGCAAUUUUGUUUUCAAUUUUCAAUCGAGGGAAAGAAGAAAAAGAAAAAUGGUCGAAAAACCUGAUGAGCGUCUGUUGCCGACAAACAAGGUGCGAACGAUAAUGAAAAGUUGUGGUGAUCCAAGUGCAUUCCUGUCGAAAGAAUCAGUUUUGGUUGUUACAAAAGCAGCGGAAUUGUUCAUAUCGUAUUUAACACAACAAACACAUAAAAAAUGUGCCCAUAAGAAGGAUUUAAACUACAACGAUCUGUCAAGUUUUGUGCAAGAGGAAGAAAAACUCGAGUUCUUGCAUCAAAUUGUACCAAAGAAAAUCACGGUGAAAGAGUUUCGGGAAAUUUUAGAACGCGGGUCCGAAUCCGAAUCGUCCGACUCUGAAGAGGAAGCAUCAUCCGACGAGGAACAUAGUGAUGAGGAGGUAGACGAAGAGGAAGAUAUGGACGAAGCUGACGAAAGUGAGAGUGAUAAUGAAGCCGUGGAAGAGGAUUGAUUGAGACUAUUUUUCCUGUAAAAUUCCAUUAAAAUUAUUGAAGAAAAUGUUAAGAAAACACAAGCCGAUUACUAAUCAAUUGGUUUACAUUAUUAUCAGUUUGUCAAACCACCGACCGGUAGCCACAAGGCAAAUAGUUUAAAUUAAGGUCCCAUUUUAUAUUCUAUAAUCAAAAUCAAUAAAAUUCUGUAUUUUCAGUCCGAUUUCUUAAUA
Molecule: messenger RNA, 881 nt
Organism: Sitodiplosis mosellana (orange wheat blossom midge)
Lineage: Eukaryota; Metazoa; Arthropoda; Insecta; Diptera; Cecidomyiidae
Product: chromatin accessibility complex protein 1-like
Exons: 3
Coding region: 231-668 (145 amino acids)
Cellular component (GO): nucleus; CHRAC
Molecular function (GO): protein heterodimerization activity
Source: RefSeq, a predicted model, not a curated record